UCCAUGGUUCCAAUAAUGGCGGACAGAAACGAAAAGCAGUUGAUGGAGCUGCUAAAGAGACCUGGAAAUAAUGUGUGUGCUGAUUGUGGGAGCAAAAAUCCAGAAUGGGCCUCUUACAAUAUAGGUAUAUUUGUAUGCACACGAUGUGCAGGGGUUCAUCGAAGUAUGGGAGCUCACAUCUCAAAAGUAAAACAUUUGAAGCUUGAUCGAUGGGAAGAUAGUCAGUUAGAACGCAUGAAAGAGGUUGGCAACAAUGCAGCCCGUCUCAGAUACGAAGAGAGAGUGCCUCCAUGCUACCGAAAGCCUGUUGAAGAUGACCCACAGGUUCUGGUUGAGCAGUGGAUUCGAGCAAAGUAUCAGCGUGAGGAAUUUUGUCAUCCUGAACGUCAGGGUUAUGUAUCAGGAUACAUGGAAGGGUUCCUUAUGAAGAGAGGUAAAGAGGACAGCCGUUAUCAUCCCCGUAAAUUUGUUUUAUCUGAAGCUGAUGACACAUUAAAAUACCAUGUGAAAGAGAAGAAGGAUCCAAAGGCAGUUUUAAGGCUGUCAGAAUUAAAUGUUGCAUUUGCACCUCAGAAGACUGGAAAUUUAAAUUCCCUUCAGCUUACAUUUAUUAAAGAUGGUUCUACUAGGCAUAUAUAUGUUUAUCAUGAUGAUCCUGCAGUUAUUGUUAAUUGGUAUAUGGCUAUUCGAUGUGCUAAACUUCACAGACUUCAAGUUGCAUAUCCAGCUGCAAAUGAAUCUGAGUUGGUUGGACAUUUGACGAGAGACUUCAUUCGUGAAGGUUGGCUGUAUAAGACGGGACCACGUAGUUCAGAUGCAUACAAGAAAAGAUGGUUCACCAUGGACAAUCGGAAACUCAUGUAUCACGAUGAUCCUUUGGAUGCUCACCCAAAAGGAGAGAUAUUUCUGGGGCACGUAUUGGAUGGGUACAGUGUUAGGGUCGGUGUUCCACCUGGAACAAGGGAUCAGGGUUUUUCUUUUACUCUUCGCACACCUGAGCGCUCAUACAAUCUGUCUGCUGCUAGUGAUGAGGAUCGGGAUGAAUGGAUACAGGCUAUAGACAGUGUGUUGGAGCGCCCGCUUACUCCGCAGGAUAGUUCUAUUGCAGCUCGUUUAGUGCGCAAGCGAGUCUCCAGCAGCACAAUGAAUAUUUUCUCAGCCAGGUAGUUGAAACACAGCACAAUGUAAUGUAAUAUUAUGUUGUAUGGGUAUGUGAAGUAGGUUAACAGUACAGUCCCACAAGUUCAAGUUCCGCUGAAUGUUUUAACGAUGGCACAAUGAUUCUGUUUAUGUAUGGUAUCAUUUCCUUUUCUUAAAGGAGAGUGAAACAAAAUACAAAAUUGACAGGAGAUAGGAAGACUGUUAUAUAUGAAAUAAAAGCCCAUUGACUCUUAAUGGAGAAGGGGUGGGAUUUUGGUUUGACUGUGUCAUGAAUUUCUUAUUUGAAGGUCAGGGUGAUUUGCGAUGAGUUCUGCCAUUGACAGAUUAAAUUUCACUUAGUGCAUGGUGUUGUAUGAGGCCUAUAGCACUUUUUAAACCUUUAUUACCAACAUGUCAUUUUAUCUCAUCUGUCAUGAUUCAAGUCACUGGAGUGAAAUGAUAAUAUAUACUGUCAAGGUUUGAAUUUCACUUCACCUGUGACUUCAGCUCGUAGCCUUGGGUGUGUCUUCAUUAUGUUUCCAUGCAUGACAUGGAGUAAGCAAGCUAGUAUUUGGUAACACUGUACUCUUUAAUAAAGUUUUGUAUUUUUCAGAUACAUUGACUAGGCUCAGAACAUUGUAAAAUGUAACAUUCAAAAUAAAUUUGGAGUUGAUAUGAACUGAAUAAAAACGUUUUUAGUAAAGAAGGCAAAUAGAGACACUAGAUAUGUAUUCAUAUCAUAUAUGGAAGAUACUGGAAGUCUUAUAGAAGGUACUAACCUGCUUAGGAUUUAUAGAAUGUAAAUAAAUUCAAUUCAAUUCAGUAAACCCUCACUAAUCUGGUUACAGAUAAUCUGGAUUGAAAUAUGGAAAAUGAAAAAUUCUGUUCACAGUUGGGUACAUUCUUUAAAAUGCACAUGGGAUUUAGGAGCAGUAGGACUUUCAAACUGUGUUGAGGACAGUUGGAGAGACUGAAGUCAUGCAAGAAAAUAUCCAAGAUUGGUUUGAGCUGGAUGGAGAUCCUGGAUUUCAGCUUCUGACAGAGGAAUAAAUUGUUGCAAUGAUUCUUAUUAUUUAUUUUCUUCUAUAUUUCUGACUUUCCGUUUAUUCAUUUUCUAAUUUUUUUAGGGUUGUCUUUUGCUUCAUUAAUGUGGAUUAUCAGUUAAUCCAUGUGACCUCUAUCCCCAGAUUAAUCCAAAUUAGCAUGGGUUUACUGUACUAGCAGUUGGUUUCCUGCCUGCAUGCAUAGUGGAAUAUCUUGUAUACAGGUAGAUAAUUGUUAGCAACAUGGGCCAUAAAUCAUGUGUUAAACUUCCUGCUUUGCUUUGUUACAGAUAAAGUGAAAUAUAUUGAAAUCCUUAUUUAAUGAAUCUAUAGGGGAAUUAUUUUUCUUAUGCCACUUAACGGUUAUGCAACAGUUAACAUCUAACUAAUUCUAACUUUUUCACUAAUUGUAAGCUUCAUCCUCUACAUAGACACCAUAACUAACAAUAAAGAAGAAAAAAUGUUAUUGAUGCCACUUGUCAAAGAUUGUAGCUGAGAGUGACAUCUGGCAUCAAAGAGAGAAUUGUGAAUAACAGUUGUUUCAACCACAACACUAAAUUGAUGCAUGAAGAUUGAACAUUGCUUACAGUUAAUGUGGGUUAUUUACUGAAUCAAAAUUUGCUAAAUAAAAAGAAAAAAUUCAUUGUUUAUAUGGCACUUCAGCUGGGACCACAAGGAGUUUUCAAUAAAUAUGGGAUUUCGCCAACUGUGGGAACACUGAAUUGGGAUCUUGUAAAAUGAGAAAGUAUUACUGUCAGAGUAUGUGUUGAACCAUUUGAGAUUCUUAGUCAAGUAAGGAAGUGUAGCUCAGAGACCUUAGUUAAGAGAAACUAUAAAUUCUGGGAAGUACAACAGAGUUAAUACAAUUGCCAUUGAGACAGUAUCUUGCUGGGGAUUGCAUCUGGAACAACUGAUGAGGAUUCUGUGCAUGUUAACCUGUUCUAAGCUGCGCUACACUGUUGGCUGUUAUAACUGAUUAUUUAUCCACUUCAUGCCCAUGCUGAUAGUUUGCAAGACGUUGAAUGUUAGGCCUUUAACAGUCUUUAUCUCUAUGCCUGUUGGCUCUUUCUGUAAUCCUUGAGGAAGGUAAAUGAUGACAGAAAAAAAUACAUAUCACAUGCAUUUGCCUGAUUUAGUUCAUGUGAGACUGCAGUACUUAUUAAACAGCCAAAAUUACCAUAAAAAGUGAGAAUUAUACUGAUGCAGUGUGUCGCAGCAGGGAAGGUGUGUAAUUACUGGUGUGCUGAAGUAAAUGUCAUUUUUGAAUAUUAUAUUUCAGCAUCCUGUCGCAUUGAGGCAUCAUUCCUGUUAUUCAGGUACACUGUCAGUAAUGCAGCAGUGAUAAAAAAGAUGCCUAAUAUAUAUAUUUUUCACUAAAAGUGUAACUUUAAUACUUUAAAAUGUUAUUAAAUAUCAUAAAAUGCCAUUAAGACACUGCAAGUAUAUCUUAUACACUAAAAAUGAUUAUCAAAAUACUUCAGAAUGUCUUUUUGUUUUUCACAUUGUUUUUACAAUUUUGCAACAAGUUUUGUAGUCUUUACCACCAUGUCUCAGAAUUUGCAAUUUGAAAUAGCUUAGGAGUUUGUGGCCAGCCACAAAAGGCAGUUGGGGAGGACAUUUCUUCUGCAUUUGAAUCUAGUAAUACAGAUAUGAGCAGAACAAAUGCAGUUACUUUACUGUUGUUAGUUAAUAUCUCCUUUCUGCCAGGAUUGCCUGUUUCAUAGUCUUAUUUAUUAUUAAUAUUAUUAUUUAUUUCAUCCAUAGCUGUAGAGAAUUACAAUUGGACAUGUCAAAUAUCAACAACCUCGCAUCAAAAAUAACAUAACAUUCACACAGUGAUUCAUCACUAUAAUGCAGCAAUACAUUUCAAAAUACAUUUUUAACUUAAUUUAAGAAUAAUAAAUACUCCAUCAUCCCAGUUUACAGCUUGUGUUGGUUCCACAUUUGCUGUAUCAUGAUCAUUGCUCUUAGGGGGCCAGUCAUAAGAGAGCGUGACACCUGGGUUAACAUUUAGUAUUUGCAGUGUGAGCUGGUUGGCUAUGUCAUAUAUUUCCCAAGACAGACAUUUUCAUGCACAUGUCUGAUGCAUAUAUUGGGGGUGACUUUUCAGUUACAGUUGUGCAGCAAAUGUCUGUGAUGGAUUUGGGGGGUAGAUGCCAAGUGUGUUUGGUCUACAGUGGCAGGAACAUACAUAUUUCAUAUUUUUUGUACUAGUUGUACAUUCCUUUGUGUCACCAUAAAACAUAAACGUAAUAUCUGGAAAGUUCAGAUGCUGCAGCACUUUGAUGGGUUUUCUUUUGUUUCCUUUAACACCUUCAGCGCCCUUUACCCUUAAUGUAUGAAGAAUUGCCUGUAUUGCUUAUCAGUAAAUGAUCAUGGUGAAUUUUUGUCUGUAAAGAAAUGUUCUCUUUCCUGAACAUUCUAACAAACUGACUGGUGGAAGUUCACUGAUGUCAUAGAGUAAUGUACUGUACUGCAUCUAGCUUCAGGGUUGAAGAAUAAGCUAAGCAGUCGUUCUUCAACCCUGAAGAGGCAGGGAGUAUAUUCCUCUGAAAUGCCUGCACACUUGUACCAGACUACAUGGCAUCACAUCCCAGAAGGUAGUACUCUUCAUAGUUACUUCUGUGAGUUCAUGCUUCAUGUACUGGUAGUUGAAUCUCAAGUAACAAGGGCUGUAUGUAGUUCUGAGCUCUCAGGUUGCAGUCAUACCUUUGGUUUUAUAUCGAAUGAAAUGUAGAAAUUUGUGAUUAAUUAAUUCUAAGGAGUCUUCUAUUUUAGAAUAAGUAAUGUAGAGUCAGCGGUGCACAAUAUUUACGUUGGGGUAAGUGAGUUAUUACCGCAGAGGGCUUUAGUCUGUCUUCAGCUGCCAUUCUCAAUUUUAUGUCAGAUCCUCCUGUAUGUUUUAAAUGCAAAAUCUUAUCAUUUUGUAGAAUAUUGUGAAUUUAGCUUGAAAUCUUCUUGCCUAUAAGUUAAUUUUAUUCUUAAGUUUUAGAGGUAUGAAACUUGCAGUAGAGUUUACAAGUUUCAGAAAGCCAAAUAAAAGGUGUGUAAAGAGAAGACAGAUAAAAUUUCUAGUCACAUGAAAAUUGUUUCCCCCCCCCUUUUCUUCCCCCCCUCCCCGCAUAAUAUUGUAAGUUACAUAAACAUAGAGAGUUGCGAACUUGAAAUUGCUUUAGUAGUCUGAACUACAGGCUGUUACUGAAGCAGGUAGUUCACAUUUAAGAGAAAUUUUAUAUGAGGUUGGAAAUCCAUGACAUUGAAGAAAAUUGUACAAAGGCAGUUUCUUUUAGCUAUUAAAGGCUGUAAACUAACAGAUACAUGACCUGAAGUUGGACGUAUCUAUAAAUACAUUGUUAGAGAAAAAUAGUCAGAACUUGCAUCUUGUUUAAGUAUAAUUGUAUUUAACAUGUAUAAAUUUGGAUAAUCAUAUACUUUGGUGGCUUAUUGUCAUACCUGACAAACCAAGAUAAUCUGCUUAAAAUUUCUUAUGCACAGGUAUGUGUUAGGAUAACACGCAGACUGUCGAAUACUUGAUAGUCUGGAUCACAUUUGAAGGCUAGAUGUGAAAACAUUUUAUUUAGUUUUCAGGCCUGGAAGGUCUAUAAAAUGAAUUGUUUCAUAAAAGAACUGUAAUUUGAGUUGCAUUAUCACUUUUAAAGAGAACUGUUUCAUAUUCCAGUCUACUAUACAAUUACAGUUACAAAGGAUUUAAUUAUUUCUGUAGCAUUUUCUGAUGCCUUCAUCCUGAAGAAUAUCAGUAAUACAGCAAGAACUUAAACUAGUGUGAUUGUACUGUAAUGGGUAAAAAUGGAAGCAAUGAAAUCUGUAAGGUUAUCUGAAAUUGUUACUUACCAUCUUGCCUAGUUGUUUCCAUGAGGCUAUUAACUUCCAUUUAAAACAAUAUCAUGGUAUAGUGUUAUGACCAUAUUCCAUUAUCAUCGCAGAUUGUUAUUUUAAUUUCUCUAAGGCUAUACAUUGUUAUCAGCUGAAGAAUGCAACCGAUUAAGAUUCCAUGCUAUUCUGCAAUAAGUGAAUUGCCUUGUAUAGAAUAUACUUGAUAUAAAUAUGUUGUUAAUUCAUUGAUUUCAAAGGGUUGCUUUCUGAAAGAGGCCCAAAAUUUUUAUUGUAUACAUUGACGUCUUUUAUAUGUAACUAUAUUAAUUUUUUGCCAUACUAUAUUUUCAUUAUUUUAUUCAGGGUGUAUGUACUGUUCAUGGCGUAUAAUAAUUAGAUGGCCGUGCUUAACAUAGAGGUAUGACAACAUUAUAAGUUAUGUAUUAGCCAUCCUUUUUUAUAUAUUUAACUUUAAGUUCCUGUGCAAUAUAUUUGUUCUUUCUUGUGCAGGCGUUCAUAAGCCAUGGUUGAAUCAGAGGGAUACCUCGCCAAGUUAAUGGUACUCAGCAUUUUGAUGUUUGUGUUGGCAUACUAGUCCUCUUGUAAAGGAGAAUUAACAGCUUUGAAAGGGUUAAUUGUAUCGAUAUACUACCUAUAUUAAACUGAGAUGUGGCAACUUACAUCUUAUUUUAAUUAGAAGUUACAGUAUUCCAUUAUGAAGAGAAAUAAUCUUUGUGACAACUGUAAUCCAUUAACUCUAUGCAUAUCAUGUACUGACUUGAUCAUCUUGGGUUCUUGCAUUAAAACAAUCACAGUUGAAGUGAUUGGUAUAUUAUUAA
Cryptotermes secundus is the source of this 6856-nucleotide messenger RNA. Its product is annotated as arf-GAP with dual PH domain-containing protein 1. The coding region runs from base 4 to 1167 and encodes 387 amino acids. Gene Ontology annotation, cellular component: plasma membrane; intracellular membrane-bounded organelle. NCBI's taxonomy places the organism in Eukaryota, Metazoa, Arthropoda, Insecta, Blattodea, Kalotermitidae. The record is from RefSeq and is a predicted model, not a curated record. The transcript has 7 exons. Gene Ontology annotation, molecular function: phosphatidylinositol bisphosphate binding; GTPase activator activity. Gene Ontology annotation, biological process: positive regulation of GTPase activity.